Messenger RNA from Blastomyces dermatitidis ER-3, 2753 nucleotides. RefSeq lists its product as uncharacterized. The transcript has a single exon. Bases 112 to 1107 code for a protein of 331 amino acids. The record is from RefSeq and is a predicted model, not a curated record. NCBI's taxonomy places the organism in Eukaryota, Fungi, Ascomycota, Eurotiomycetes, Onygenales, Ajellomycetaceae.
UUGGAACAACAACUCUUCAAGAGGACAGCUCAAUCGCUAAAUAGACACCCCUUCAAUUUACCCUUCAUUCGCUUCCAUUCCUUCCCCUUCCCCAUUUCUAUAUGCAAGCAAAUGCCCCCGCGCACCCUCCUCCUCACCCUUGACGCGUUCCACACCCUGUUCCACCCCCGCCUCCCCGUCCCCAUUCAGUACGCCCAAGUCGCCCAGUCCCUCCACUUCCCCCCGCAUUUUAGUAGAAAUAACCUCCCCAUAGCAGACCUCGCAGCAAAAAUCUCAACCGCCUUCCGCGCCGUCUAUAAGCACGAGAGCGCCUCGAGACCAAACUUUGGGCGCAAUGUUGCCGGCUUUAGCGGGCCCACGGAGUGGUGGGGUAAUGUGAUUCGGGAGUGUUUUAGGAGGGUUGCGAGGGAGGAUUGUGCGGUAGCUGGCCAGGAUGCGGCUGAGUCUGAAGUUGAAGUUGAGGUUCCGGAGGAGUUGGUUCAGAAGUUGCUGAAACGGUUUGAGAGCCGAGAAGGAUACCUGUUGUACCCGGAUGUGGAGGAGUUUGUGGCUAGGAUGAGACGGUGGAGGGCGCAAAGGCGGUUGCAUAGGUCCAGUUACGGCGCUCCUCAGGACUUUGAGAGGAUUGUUGUAGGCGUAAUUUCGAACUCUGAUGAUCGGAGUGCAAAUAUCUUGACCAGUUUGGGAGUACGCGUUGGGUCGCUGGGGUGGACUACUCAUGCUGCCAGGACUGUUACUACCACCGAAGAAACUAACUUGGAUGGAGGAGAUACACCGGCUGAUAUCGAUUUUAUCGUUACUAGCUAUGAGGCUGGAGAGGAGAAGCCUCAUCGAAAGAUUUUUGAUUUUGCUAAAGAGAGGGCAAAGAAGUGCAUUGAGAGUGAUGGAUCUUUAUUGCCCAAAGAUACAGAUUGGACCUGUAUACAUAUUGGAGAUCAUUAUGAAAACGAUUACGAAGGGGCUAUCAAUGCUGGUUGGGAUAGCUUUCUCCUUCCUAGAGAUGGGGAUGGGCCCGGCCUAUCGGAAUAUCGGCAUGGGUCUUCACCAUCAGUAAAGCAUCUACAAGCCUUAACUGACAUAUUUCCAAAGCUGGGCAUUGAUACAUAAGAUACUAGAGGUGGGAAAAGAUGAUGCAAUCUUCAUAUUAUGGUCCUGUUGUAAUACAUGGGUGGAAAGCAUUCACUCUACUCGCUUACACACUAUGCAUACGAAUCGAGGGACAACUGAGAAGGAUAUCAAGAAUCAUCAGCAGCCCGAGAUACGACCUUCAGCGUAUCCAAAGCAAUAUUGCUUGCCCAUUUAACGAUCCUCUUUUCCUUCUUUGACGCCACAAUAUCCGUCUUCGCAACAACCUUGCGAAUAAAGUAAAUUAGGCGCGGGACAAUCUGCGGCGUCUCCCGGGUUCUCAUGAACACAUCCGCCAGUGCCUUUUCGUCAAAUUCUUCUCCAUCCGCUUCCUUAGAACCUGACGGCGCUUGUUCAUUCCUCCGCAGUUUCCUUAACCUCUUCUGCUGCGUCUGUACCAUAACAGUCACAAGCAGCAACUCAACGAACGUCUUCGUCUUCGGCUGCAGGUACGCAAAGUCCAAGACCUUGAGGAUGCCCAACGUAAGCGCACCAUCCGCAACCAUGCUACCGAACAUUUUCGCCAGAUUCACAAUAGCUUUGCUGGUCACAGCAUUAUCGCUGUUUUCAUCGAUAUCGGCAUCGAAAUCCUCCUCGUCCAUAUCACCCUUCUCACCCAUACGCUUAAACACAUCCCAUAACGAGAACAUGAACGCCAUCUUCAUUCUCCGCUCCCCGCAGAGCUUCCGCGCUAUAAGCGUGUAAUACGGAUUAUGUGCUUCUUCCUCCAUCGCGCAAUGCAGGACAACGCGGGGGAUCUCUCCCUCCUGGUUGCGUUUUAAUCGUAGCUUUGCAAGCCGGACAUGGGCAUCACGACAAUCGGCCGCGGACAUGAUUGCCACAAAUAUGGAUCGCCGAACGUCAGUAUUCAUGCGAUGGGCUCUGGCUAGCUGUGCGAGAUCGACUUCAUUACCACCGAUGUCAUCGGCCAGCGUGUCAGGCAGAGCUGCAGCAGCAUCGAUAACAACCGGCGCAGAUUGGUUGGUUGGAUCGUCGUCGUUUUUCCAACUUGCACCCACUAGCCACCAUUUCCCCUUCUUGGUGGAGUUGUGGAUAUCUGUGCGGCCGAUGCGGAUGGGCUCGCUGGCACGGAUGGUGCGCGAGUUGUUGAGCGAUCCGAGGAUUUUUCUCAUGCGUGUGAUGUGCUCGGAUGAGAUGGCGGAUGCCGUGGCUCCAGUUUUCAUUCUGUUGUUUUUCAGGUCUGUCAUUGUUUCGAUCAUGAAUUUCGUGCGGACGGAUAAGGCGGCCUCGCCGAUUUGGGAGACUGCGGGUUGGAUCAGGAGGAUUAUGUCUUUGAGAGAGGACGGGUCGUCUUGUCGGAGUUGGGGCCCGGAAUCUAAAAAUGUUUAAAUUAGUAAAUGCAACUUGAAUGUUUAAACCAGCGCGUUGUAAAUAGUACUUACUUCUAAUCAUUUUCAGAAGUAGCUCCGUAUUCACUUCAUUUAUUUCCUUCAGGAAGAGGCGGAUAUAGUCGAAAAUCAAGCUACAUCCGAUAACAUGGAAGUUAUAAAGAUGCGACAAUAAGGAAAUCGCAUUAACCAUCUGUUUACUGAGCCCGCCAUCCUUCCCUUCAUAAUCCUCAUCAAACUUUUUAACGAUCCGUUCUAUAAACUCCGCCCCAAAGUCCA